UCUAUUUUUGAAUUGAAAGUCUUUCACAGGGUCUGUCUCAUGUUCAUGUGGCCUUUUUUGGUGAGGGGUCUGAAAUAGGAUUUUUGUCGAACACACACUUUUUACUUUUUAACAAAGUUUCCCUUUGUCUACUGAAUCCAAAAUAAUCCUAAUAUGUUGCAGAAUAGUAAUUUAAUGACAAGUAUUAUUUUAAGAGACUUGCUGAAAUAAUUUUAGCAUCAUAUGCAAGUUCAACAUAGACAACAAGCUCUUUAUACAUUUACAAUUAUGCAUUUGGCACUUUAAUUCAAAAUGACUCGCAGUGCAUUACAAGGUAAAACCACUGAAACAUGUUUUCUGGGAUAUCAUUAAAAUACAUAGUAAAAAAUGUAAACAAUCAUACAGUUAUUUUCUUACAUUCAAUGACAGAUGUCUUCAAACUUCAAAAGAGAUACUUUCUUAACCUAUCACCACUAUGGAUGUAUGGCAUUCUAGUUAAAGCCUGGUCAGUGGUCACUAUGGCAACCCCAGUACACAUUAGAGAACAGGAUCUUUAUUCAGAGGAUUGUUACUGGAGAUUGCUACAGUUUGUGUUUUCUAUAUGAACAAGAUAAGAUUAUUCUGUUGGAGUGAUGUCAUCAAACCCUCCGGUAUUGCAUAGCCAAAGUGUCCUUCCCUUGUUUCUGGGUAAAGGCAAAAAUGUCACAUUUGUUCUGGACACCUGUGAAGAAACGAAUGCCUUUAUGGGGCCGGUGAAGAAUCUUAUCAUCCAAACCCUUGUUACUAAAGCUUCACUCAGAGAUUCACUCUUCAACAUUAUCAGCUUUUCAUACAAGGCAACACCAUGGUCUUCUCAUAUGUUACCUUGUACCCCUGAUAUUGUUUAUCAAGCACUAAGCUGGAUUCACACAUUACAGACCAGUCCUGGCAGAGACCUCCAGACAGCAUUGGCUUUAGCCUUCUCUGAUCCUGCCUGUCAAUCAGUCCAUUUAGUGACCAGUGGUCUCCCAGACAACCCCACACAAUGCCUGGCUUCAUUAUCAUCCCCGGUGACCCGCCCAGUGUUAACUUUUUAUAUAUCUGACAGUCCUAUGAAUAGUGACAUUUCAGACUUCGUACAGUGCCUCACUUCCACCACCAGAGGAAGCUCUUACAACAUUUCUCUGAACUCGGAGGGGGGUGUGGACCAGGUCAGUGUGUUGCAUUCAACGGAUCACCAGAUUCAAAAGCCAUCAUGCGUAGAGGACAGGUGGCAUUCAAGAGUGGACUUCAAUCAGGUCCCAUACUACAGCUGUACUAGCUGUGUAUGUUCUGCACCAUACUGGUGUUCUUCUAGAAAUCCAUUUAGUGCGGUAUCAUGCAUUUCUGCAAGGGUUAUGACAGGUGCUGAGAUUUAUCCUGGCUGUCGUGUUUUAGCUAGAAGAGAGAAAGAUGGUUUUUACUAUCUGGGGACAAUCGUACAUCAGGGCAGAGGAAGUGUUUAUAUGGUGGAGUUUGAUAAGAUCACGGGCCCUGAAGGAAAUGCCUUUAUGGAAACAAUAAAUACAGUUCAGCCAACUUAUAAGCCUGAUAUGGUGAGCCUAAAUAUUGCAUAUGGGCACAGUAUAACACCAGGAGACUCUGUUCUUGCACCAUGGGAGCCUGACUUGAAAAGAUAUGGGCCAGGAAGAGUCAUCUCUGGAAUAGAGCUGAGGGACUCAAUAAAAGGUGAUGAAGUUAAUCUUGGACUUCAGGUUCUCCUUUGGAAUGGGAUCACAGUGCACAUCCCCAAAGAUCUCGCAGUAUGGAUUCCAGCUUCUCAUUAUGAGCAAGUGAUUAAAGACCUUCAGCAUUAUUCAGCCAGGCCAUGCUGCUGUAGGGUCUCACAAUGUUACACCAUGAAUUGUUCUGGAUUUCCAUGUCACCAGUCCAUCCAUCACAGUCUUUCUUCCAUUCCACAAUGCAAAUGUUCAGUUAGAAGAUGCUGGCCGAUGUUAACGUCACCUCCAUUACUAAAAAACCAAAGAAGAGACGACUUGGAAAGCAAAAUAGAUCUCCAAUUGAAAGAACUACAAAGCUCUCAAAAGACAUCUUCCUCAUCGUCAACUUCUGACUCAGAAGACUUUACAUCUGAAGAACAAAGGCCUAGGUCAGAAAUGGUGAGCCGCUCAAUAAACACCGAGAUUUCGUGUCUGAAAAAGCCUUACAGUCAGCUUGAGACCAAACCGGCAUGGAGAUACUGGAAAAGGGGAUCUCCAGAACCACAGCACAAGCAACCAGGAAGAAGAGCCAGGUCUGCUAAUGGUAAUUAUUCCUGGCCUGGAGACAGUGGGUAUUCUGGAUGCUCUACAGAUGACCGUUAUGAGACCAAUCACAGCUCUUUAUUUAAGCUGGUUUCUCAUUCACCAAAACAAGGUGCUUCUGUCAGGGAAAUAUUUAGAUCAACUGAACCAAAGCCGUUUUCUAAAGCUGCAUCUCCAAUAGUUCUGGCAAUGACCAAAAGGUAAACAAAAGUAAUGCUAUAGUUCACCAACCCAAUUAAGUGUUGGGAUAGUAUUUUUUUUUAAACUAUAUAUAUUUGCUUUCUAAAUAAAAAAACAUUCGAUAGGUGUAUAAAGUAACCACAAAUGACUAGUAUGUAAAAAU
Messenger RNA from Misgurnus anguillicaudatus (oriental weatherfish), 2604 nucleotides. It is a transcript of the gene c15h11orf16, whose product is annotated as chromosome 15 C11orf16 homolog. The record is from RefSeq and is a predicted model, not a curated record. NCBI's taxonomy places the organism in Eukaryota, Metazoa, Chordata, Actinopteri, Cypriniformes, Cobitidae.